Orbicella faveolata is the source of this 2463-nucleotide messenger RNA. RefSeq lists its product as uncharacterized. The record is from RefSeq and is a predicted model, not a curated record. Lineage: Eukaryota; Metazoa; Cnidaria; Anthozoa; Scleractinia; Merulinidae.
GGCGCUGCAAAGACUUCAGCGGAAAUCUCUCAUAGAUUCCAGUUCAAACUCUGGAAAAUUUACCUUUCACAAGCUUCUUCAUUCAUUUGCAAGUGAAAAAGGAGAACUUGAGAUGAAAGAAACGGUUCUCGACUCCAAAAUUCGCUUUUAUGAGUUCUACAUUGCCUUAUUCGAGAAGCUUAACGGGAACUUCCUCACUGGAUUUUCCAUGCGUUCCUUUAUCCAGUUCUUUGAAAACGAACAAAGGAUCGUUCAAAGUCUGAUUGACGGUUGUUACUAUUCGAAGACAGUUGACAGAAUUUUGGAAGUUUUGGUCAAGGCAGAGUUGUUCCUUUACUUUCUUUAUUACCAGGGAAGAGCUGUGCCCGACAAGAUUUACGAUUCAGCAAUAACGGCGGCCACUCGUCCUGGUAAAGAUUAUUUCAACAAGGCACUGCUUGGUUCCAAAGCUUUUGGCGAAGUAAUUCAUGCUCUACCUGGAGGGACGUUGCAGCGGCUUUCUGAAGUCGAGGAAUCACUUGUUCCUACCUCCGUCGAUGAUAUCAAGCAGAAAGGAAAACUCUUGUUUUAUGGAGGAAUUUAUCAGCUUGUUAUGGGCAAUGUUGGAGGAGCGAAAUGUUUAGAAAAAGCUGUUUCUUCGAUGGAUGCAAGUCCAGAGCACACAACACUAAAGCUGAUUGCGUUUCAAAUUCUUUCGCUGUAUUUUGGCUACAAAAAUAACUCGGAAAAGUCCUCUUACUUCUACAUGAAAGCACUGCAGGAAUGCCAAGUAGUGGGAGACAAGGGCUUACUGGUGAUCCCUAAAGUCGAGGGAACAAUAAAGGAAGGUGAGGCAAAGAAAGCACAUUCAAGAAAAUGCCAAAUCACCGCAAACCAGCCACUUCAACUUGAAAUUAUCUUUCUCGUGAGCCAAGCAGUUAAGAAUUUCUCUACUACUGAAACCUAUCAGUGUUUUGCACUCUUGCUAUCGAAAAUACUUCAACAUUAUAAGACGGCAUUUCCAGCAGGAAUGACUGGUUCGUUCCAUUAUCAUUUCACUGGCAUACGUUUUUUGCGGACGUUAUGCAAACAACAGGGCGCGGGAAUCACCAUCGAAGAAAUACUCGGUUUACCUGGCAGAUCAGCAGACCAAAACGAGACUGAGAAAACUAAACUCCCCUCAACUCCAGAAAAACGGAAAGAACACAUCCAACGCAAGUACUCAGAAGCUCUAGAGUCAACCAAGCGUGCACUUGCCAUCACGCUCAAAUUGCUUGGUGAACAACAUUCAGAGACCGCUGACAGCUAUCAUUCAUUAGGGAUUACACAACACUUACUGGAAGAUUAUACCUCAGCUACCGAGUCACACAAGCGUGCACUCGCUAUCAGACUAAAACUGUUUGGUGAAGAACAUCCAGACACCGCCGACAGCUAUCAUUCAUUAGGGAUUACACAACACUCACUAGAAGAUUAUACCUCAGCUACCGAGUCACACAAGCGCGCACUCGCUAUCAGACUAAAACUGUUUGGUGAAGAACAUCCAAAGACCGCUAACAGCUAUCAUUCAUUAGGGAUUACACAACACUCANCUAGAAGAUUAUACCUCAGCUACCGAGUCACACAAGCGCGCACUCGCUAUCAGACUAAAACUGUUUGGUGAAGAACAUCCAAAGACCGCUAACAGCUAUCAUUCAUUAGGGAUUACACAACACUCACUAGAAGAUUAUACCUCAGCUACCGAGUGGCACAAGCGGGCACUCGCUAUCAGACUAAAACUGUUUGGUGAAGAACAUCCAGAGACCGCUCACAGCUAUCAUGAAUUAGGGAUUACACAACACUCACUAGAAGAUUAUACCUCUGCUUUCGAGUCAAAGAAGCACGCACUCGCUAUCAGAAUAAAACUGUUUGGUGAAGAAUAUCGAGAGACCGCUCACAGGUAUUAUGAGUUAAGGAUUACACAACACUCACUAGAAGAUUAUACCUCAGGUACCGUGUCAAAGAAGUGAGCACUCGCUAUCAGACUAAAACUGUUUGGUGAAGAUCAUUCAGAGACAGCUGAUCAUUCUUAGGGGGUUGGACAGGGUAGUGGUCCUUUACGGUUUGCUUCUAGGUUUUAGGUGUCAAUCUUUUUUUUUUCAGUCAACAUAUUAGUGGUACCUUAAAGGACCCUAGUUAGCCUCCGCUAUUUUCUAUGCCGUCGAAAUUGAAUGAUUGCAUGGUGAAGCGAAAUCUUCUUGCUUUACUGUAAGUUGAGUUGAAAGUAUGUUUAAUUGUCUUCAGUAGUUUCCCAGUGAUUUUUCCGUUUUGACAUGCUCCAAAUAAACUAUAAUAGCCAACUCUCGCAUGUAAACUAAAACAAAGGUGUGGCUGACUAGGAACCUUUAAAUUAAAAGGUACGUCGGUCGCGAAUUAACAGGUAUUAGUAUCACCCAACUAGUGGACUAAUGCAAAUCCUGCAUUUUGAUUGGCUACGCUACUAGAGGA